GUGUGUGUGAUAGAGAGAUUAGAUAGAUAGAUAGGAUAGUAGCUAGAAGAGGUCUGUUGACCUCAGGGUAGGACGUAGGGAGGUAAAGCCCUGUUGCAAGAGGACAUGUGUUCCCAAAGGCUGGACCCUCUCUUUUUGAAAAGUAGCAGACUACAAUAUAUUGGGAGCAAUGAAAGAUCGCUGGAACAUACCUCUAGGUUGACCAUUGGACCUAAGGCAGUAACCCUGUGCAUUAAAGACCUCAGGGUUGUCCCAGGAAGUGGACAGAGUCUGGAUAAUCAGCAGCAUAGACAGGCAGAGCUGCCUAGCACUUCUCAUGGCAAGAAGAAACCAGAUCGUCUUCCAUGCCUUAAGAACUGUGCUAGCAAGGACCAUGCCCCUGACCCUAAAUUAAGCUUGUUGGUAGUCUCUAAAAGGAUCUUUCAGGGUGAUUCUGUGAUCGAAGGCCCAGAGUCCAGGCAGACAUUUGUUGGACACACUGACUUGCUGAAGAACAGCCCUGAAGCAACAGCAGGGGAGGCCCAGGGGAAAAAGAGAACAAUGGCAUUACUUAGCAAGGCUAGAAAGCAAACAGAAAAAGCUUCAAACCCAGUAGACACCAGACAAGUCCAGAAGCAAGAGGUGGUUAUGGACACUGAACACCCAAGCAAGAAACACCAGCAACAGCAACAAAAGAUCCUGGAGGAUCUGAGAAGGGGCUAUCUGGGAGGAGGAGACAAGAAAGGACUCAUACAGUCACAAGAACCUUUCAGGUACCAUGAAUGUCUUGCUCUAGAAAAAAACACCUUUGUGCAGGGCAAGAAGAUUGAGCCCUAUUCUAGACAUUUGGACCAGGUAGCGAGCCCCCUAUUAGUUGGAGAGCAGGAGUCUGGAAAGGAGCUGAAAUCAGUGCCUUCAGGCUCAGAUGAACUGAAAACCACAAAAACCACGAAAAACUCCAAAGGAAAGAAAACACAGACUCAAUUCUUGGAAAGUACUUCCCGGCAGGGAAAAGAAAAGGUUAUGGGCCAAAAUCUGCUGGAAGAAGCCAAGCCUGGGCUCCUCAAGAGGAAGAAGAUGCAGGCCAUGGAGAUGAUGGCAAAACCUCAUCGUGAUAGAGGACUCCGCCUAGAAAACAGCAGAGAGGAAGUACAAUUCUUUAUUCAGGAUGUCAAACAGGGCGCUUUGGAAAGAAACAUCAUAAGGCCUAAGAGAUGGCCAAAGGAGGAAGGCUGGGACCACAGGGUCCAGGGAACCCCAGUUGUCUUUGCAGUUCGGGACCAUACUAAUCCCCCACAGGGAUCAAAAGAGAGUGCCCCAAAGUCCAGGGUGAGGUUAUCCAACAGGAAACCAAGAAUUGUCGAGUCAUAAGUGCUAUGACUCGACAAUGUCAUAUGUGUGAGUAGAUGCGAAUGCUUAUGUGUGAGUAGAUGCGAAUGCUUAUGAGAUGAGAAGGCGGGGCGAAAGGCCAGGCCAGCCCUUGAGGGCAAGGUGGGUUUGAGAGGACAGAAGGCACAGCAGCUGCUUGCCAGGCAUCUCAGAAUGACACCAUCUGCUCGUGGACACCAAGAUUCAGGAUGAUACCAGAAGGAGCAGGCGCCGGCGCACUGAAGGUACUCAUUUCUUCCAAAUGUGAUGGCAUCAUAGAGACCAUCCAGCUUCAGGGAAGGAAUGGCGCGCGACCCCUAUC
Messenger RNA from Grammomys surdaster, 1669 nucleotides. Its product is annotated as protein Tex24-like. The record is from RefSeq and is a predicted model, not a curated record. Lineage: Eukaryota; Metazoa; Chordata; Mammalia; Rodentia; Muridae. The transcript has a single exon. The coding region runs from base 106 to 1350 and encodes 414 amino acids.